AUGAGUACCGUACAAGGAGGUGAUAAUGUCAACUUUGACGGGCUAAAACUACCAGAAGCGAGCAUUACGUUUCUUAGCUUUUUUGCCAUAAAAUCAGUCAUAUCCUCAUCUAAUUUUGGAAUUGCUGUCCAUGAAGAAGUCGCCGAUGAGACUUUCCUCCGUCACAUGACGCAAAUUGGGAAGCCAUGGAACGCGUUCGAGCUCCUCGGGAUCAAUGACCAGUUCGGUCUUCCGCUGGACUCUCACGUGACGAAAGGGGCCAUUUUGACGCCAGAAUUGGUCCGUCGCUUCAUCCACCUUCCGCACGUGGAGAAUCUUCUGUUUGAUUUCGUCCUCAUUUUGAGCCCUGACCAUCCCGACGACCAAGACAAGAAUGAGGAAUUCCUGACUGAGCAAAUCCACCGAUUGAAGGACCGGUUCCAUCAUUUGAACACGGUUUGCAACAAGACGCCCGGAAUUAUGGAGGCCCGAUUUGUCGACAUCAUUGAGCCCCAGGAAGGAUCGUUCGGCUAUUCGAUCACUAUCUCGAUCGAUAGACAAACAUUUAACGGAUUACUGCCAUGAAAUCGCUCCUGUUUUUGAGUAAAUAUGUAAUAAUCAAAUUAUAAUGCACGUAAUGUAAUG
This is a messenger RNA of Folsomia candida, 624 nucleotides long. RefSeq lists its product as uncharacterized. NCBI's taxonomy places the organism in Eukaryota, Metazoa, Arthropoda, Collembola, Entomobryomorpha, Isotomidae. The transcript is spliced from 3 exons. The coding region runs from base 1 to 564 and encodes 187 amino acids. The record is from RefSeq and is a predicted model, not a curated record.